AUGAGGAAGUCGCCCCACGACACGUCGUCACGCUUGCAAGAGCGCGUUCUCAUUAAGUACAUGGGAUUCGCCGCGCGACAGACGAAACCAAACCCACUUGUGCGCAAGCGUGAGGAAGGUCAGCAGACGAGACGUCAGCUUUUCUUGAAGAACGUCCGCGGUCGAGCAGAUGAGAAGGCCUUUGAGAGGAGAUCCAUAGAAGGACACGCUAUCCGAAGGUGGCAUGAGGAGCAACAGCAAAUCUUUCAACAAAGGGAGAAUGAUGCUGCCGGGAUGCCAACCGAAAGAGAUAUCGAAGAUGCGGCCAACCUAGCGGACCAACAAUUCUCACAGCAAAUUUUCGAAGAUGUUGAUUCUUUGAUGGCCGAUGAGGCCGCGAGACAAGAACAACUCGAGCUCGAGGCGCUCCUCGCCUCCUACGAGUCUCCCAUUCCGGUCUCCAAUGCUCAACCCUUCUCACAACGACCUCCAUCCAUCUAUAUCUCGGAUGAUGAGGAGUACGACCAGAUCUUCAUGGAGCUAGCCGGAGACGAGACUGUGCUUGUAGAGGAUAUGGAGAUGUCAUAG
Messenger RNA from Parascedosporium putredinis, 567 nucleotides. The record is from the annotation of a GenBank genome assembly. NCBI's taxonomy places the organism in Eukaryota, Fungi, Ascomycota, Sordariomycetes, Microascales, Microascaceae.